UGCUAAAUGUGAAAGCUCCGCCCCCUGCUGUGGUGAGUGUGUACUGCACUCCUCCAACAGACACAGAGGACUCGGGACUCCUGACGAGAAUAAAACUGAUGUUACCACAAGCCUGCCCCACGCCUUGAGAUUCAUUGGCCGGAGGAGAGCUCUCACGGGGGUUAACCGUGCGCGUCAUGCCGGGUGCCGGGGCCGUGCGCCGCGGGCUCACCUUCGCCACCGGCCUGGCGGAGUGCCUGUGCUUCGGGGCGCUGUUCGGCUGGUCUUCGCUGGUCUUCGUCCUGAAGGCGGAGGGAUACUUCGGCUCGUGGUGCGACGUCGCCCCCCGAGCCAAUAACGCGACGCUGGUCCAGGGUCAGUUUGACAACCACACCUCCGCCUAUAGCGGGCCGCAGUGCCGCGCGCAGCACGAGUGGCUCUCCCUGGUGUUCGCCGUCGCCUCCAACCUGAGCAACGUGCUGAUGCUGCCCAGCGGCUUCCUCCUGGACCGCUUCGGUACCGCGGUGGCUCGGCACGUGGCAACAUUUCUCUUCACCACCGGUAACUUGAUGGUGGCCUUCUCGACUCCAGCCUCGUCCAACCUGCUCUUCCCAGCGUGCACCCUCAUGGGAGUCGGUGGCACCCUGUUUCUAAUGACCAACAUGCAGGUAGGAAACCUGUUCAGCUCACAUCAGACCACCGUCACCAAUCUCUAUAACGGAGCCUUCGACUCCUCCGCAGCACUCUUCGUGGUCAUCAAGCUGCUGCAUGAGGCCGGCAUCUCUCUCCGCACCUCCUUCCUCUGCCUGUCCACCGGCAGCUUCACCGGCAGCCUCCUCAGGACCGUCUUCCUGAUGCCCAGAGACCACAUCCCCUACCCGCUGCCGGAGGACUACACGUACGGGAUAACCUGUGGUACAUCAAAGACUCUGCACUCAAAGCACACGAUGACGACGACGGAGGAAAAGAACCUCCCAGACGAGCCCGUGACACAAGAGAAGAGUUUCAGCGAGUGUCUGAUGUCCAGGUUGUAUGUGUCGCAACUGCUUUGGUUUUCGGUGAUACAGCUCAGACUGUUGUUCUACGUCGGCACCCUCCAACCCACACUGCAUCGGCUGGCGGCGGGACAACUGUCACUGGUGAGCCACUUCACCAACGCUUUUGGUGUCACACAGCUGUGUGGCGUGCUGUGCGCUCCAUGGAACGGACUCAUCUCGUCGCAACUCAAGAACAAACCUCGUGCUGCAGGUGAGAGCGAACAGGAAGUGGACCUGCGGUCCGUGGUGUUCUCUCUCUCCCUGACGGUGCUGCAGUGUGUGCUGUUCUCGGUCUGCGCCGCCGUGCCCAACCUGCGGCUCCAGUACCUCACCUUCGUCCUGCACGUGGUGAACCGCGCCUUCCUCUACGGCACCAACGCCACCUUCAUCCUCGUGGCGUUCCCCUUGUGCCACUUCGGGAAGCUGUAUGGCUUGUGUCUCGGCCUGUCUUCAGUGUUUUGCCUGCUGAUAAACAUCGGCCUUUCCCUGCUGAGUGGACACAUUUUAUAUGUGAACAUCUUUCUGACGCUGCUUGUCCUGCUCGCCUUCAUCAACCCACUCGUCCUCCACCUGCACUGUCGAGGUCUCGCCUCCCAGCGAGCGGCGCCAUCGAAGCCUCUUUUAUAAUCCCGCCACAUCGAGACUUCUCAUCUUUGAAAGCAGAAGUGUCAAACUAAUUUUCACCAUGGGCCACGUCGGCAUCAUGGCCGCCUUAAAGGAUUUGUAACCGAAACACUGCGUAAACUACUCCUACAUAGUGUUAAAUAACUCUCUUUGCUUUUGAUUAUUGUUUAUUUGAUUGUAGAAAUAUUGUACAUAAGAACAUUUCUCUAAUAUUAUAACAUAAAUCCAUUUCAUUUGAAAGCUUCAAAAUAAAAGCAUAUUUUUCUUUAAGAAAAGGUGAUCAUAUGUAGGGAUGAGAAUUGAUAA
This is a messenger RNA of Pseudoliparis swirei, 1946 nucleotides long. Its product is annotated as equilibrative nucleobase transporter 1-like. The record is from RefSeq and is a predicted model, not a curated record. The transcript has 12 exons. Bases 177 to 1643 code for a protein of 488 amino acids. NCBI's taxonomy places the organism in Eukaryota, Metazoa, Chordata, Actinopteri, Perciformes, Liparidae.